GCCUGGUGGAGAAUGUGAUGGGAUCGGUAGCAUGUCGGCGGAGAGCGGCCCUGGGACGAGAUUGAGGAAUCUGCCCGUGAUGGGGGAUGGACUAGAAACUACCCAGAUGUCCACGCCGCAGGCCCAGGCCCAGCCCCAGCCAGCCGCUGCAGCCAGCGCCAAUCCCCCGCCCCCUGAGACCUCCAACCCCAACAAGCCCAAGAGGCAGACCAACCAGCUGCAAUACCUGCUCAAAGUGGUGCUCAAGACACUAUGGAGACACCAGUUCGCGUGGCCUUUCCAGCAGCCCGUGGACGCCGUCAAGCUCAACCUCCCUGAUUACUACAAAAUCAUCAAGACACCCAUGGACAUGGGAACGAUAAAGAAGCGCUUGGAAAACAACUAUUACUGGAAUGCUCAGGAAUGUAUUCAGGACUUCAACACAAUGUUUACAAACUGUUACAUCUACAACAAGCCUGGAGACGACAUUGUCUUAAUGGCCGAAGCUCUGGAGAAGCUCUUCUUGCAAAAAAUCAAUGAAUUGCCCACUGAAGAGACUGAGAUCCUGAUCGUCCAGGCGAAAGGACGAGGCCGUGGGAGGAAAGAAACAGGGACGGCAAAGCCUGGCGUCUCCACGGUACCAAACACGGCGCCAGCAUUGACGCCUCCACACACCCAGACUCCUCAGCAGAACCCUCCGUCUGUGCAAGCCACACCCCACACCUUCCCUGCCGUUACCCCAGACCUCAUUGUCCAGACGCCAGUCAUGACAGUGGUGCCGCCCCAGCCGCUGCAGGUGCCCCCACCGGUGCCACCCCAGCUCCCUCCCCCUCCCACACCGGCCCCCCAGCCUGUGCAAAACCACCCUCCCAUCAUCGCAGCCACCUCGCAGCCAGUAAAGACGAAGAAAGGGGUAAAGAGGAAAGCAGACACCACCACCCCCACCACCAUCGACCCCAUCCAUGAGCCACCCUCAUUACCACCGGAGCCCAAGGCCACUAAGCUGGGCCCACGGCGAGAGAGUGGGCGGCCCGUGAAGCCCCCGAAGAAGGAUGUCCCCGACUCGCAGCAGCACCCGGCACCUGACAAGAGCAGCAAGGUCUCGGAGCAGCUCAAGUGCUGUAGCGGCAUCCUUAAGGAGAUGUUCGCCAAGAAGCAUGCAGCCUACGCCUGGCCCUUCUACAAGCCUGUGGACGUGGAGGCACUGGGCCUGCAUGACUACUGUGACAUUAUCAAGCACCCCAUGGACAUGAGCACAAUCAAGUCUAAACUGGAGGCUCGCGAGUACCGCGAUGCUCAGGAAUUCGGUGCCGACGUCCGAUUGAUGUUCUCCAACUGCUACAAGUACAACCCUCCUGACCACGAGGUGGUGGCCAUGGCACGGAAGCUCCAGGACGUGUUUGAGAUGCGCUUUGCCAAGAUGCCGGAUGAGCCUGAGGAGCCCGUGGUGGCUGUGUCCUCACCAGCUGUGCCUCCUCCCACCAAGGUGGUAGCCCCACCCUCAUCCAGUGAUAGCAGCAGCGACAGCUCCUCAGACAGUGACAGUUCCACUGACGACUCUGAGGAGGAGCGGGCCCAGCGCCUGGCCGAGCUCCAGGAACAGCUCAAAGCCGUGCACGAGCAGCUAGCAGCCCUUUCCCAGCCCCAGCAGAACAAGCCAAAGAAGAAGGAGAAAGACAAGAAGGAAAAGAAGAAAGAGAAGCACAAAAAGAAAGAGGAAGUGGAGGAGACGAAAAAGAGCAAAGCCAAGGAAGUCCCUCCCAAGAAGACCAAGAAGAACAACAGUAGUAACAGCAGUGCAAGCAAGAAGGAGCCGGCGCCUGUGAAGAGCAAGCCACCACCGGCAUAUGAAUCUGAGGAGGAGGACCGCUGUAAGCCCAUGUCCUACGAGGAGAAGCGGCAACUGAGCCUGGACAUCAACAAGCUGCCCGGCGAGAAGCUGGGCCGUGUGGUGCACAUCAUCCAGUCACGCGAGCCCUCACUCAAGAACUCCAACCCUGAUGAGAUCGAGAUCGACUUUGAGACCCUGAAGCCAUCAACACUGCGUGAGCUGGAGCGCUAUGUCACUUCUUGCUUGCGCAAGAAGAGGAAGCCCCAAGCAGAGAAGGUGGAUGUGAUCGCCGGCUCCUCCAAGAUGAAGGGCUUCUCGUCCUCAGAGUCAGAGAGCACCAGUGAGUCCAGCUCCUCUGACAGCGAAGACUCCGAGACAGAAUUGGCUCCAAAGUCGAAAAAGAAGGGGCAUCCCACACAGGAGCAGAAGAAGCACCACCGCCGCCACCACCAGAUGCAGCAGGCCCCUGCUCCCGUGCCCCAGCAGCCCCCGCCACCAUCCCAGCAGCCCCCGCCACCACCCCCAGCUCAACAGCAGCCGACAGCCCCGCCACCCGCGCCCACCCUGCCACAGCAGGCGGCCCCAGCACUCAAGGCCUCACCUCCACCCUUCAUCGCCACUCCGGUGCCCGUGUUGGAGCCCCCACUCCCGGGCAGCGUCUUCGACCCCCUUGGCCACUUCACCCAGCCCAUUCUGCACCUGCCGCCACCUGAGCUGCCACCCCACCUGCCCCCACCACCUGAGCACAGCACUCCGCCACACCUCAACCAGCACGCCGUGGUCUCCCCUCCAGCUUUGCACAAUGCGCUGCCCCAGCAGCCCUCGCGCCCCAGCAACCGUGCCGCCGCCCUGCCCCCAAAGCCGGCCCGACCCCCAGCUGUGGCACCCACCCUGGCCCAGCCAGCCCUGCUUCCACAGCCACCCAUGGCCCAGCCCCCCCAGGUGCUGCUGGAGGAGGAGGAGCCGUCUGCCCCGCCCCUCACCUCCAUGCAGAUGCAGUUGUACCUGCAGCAGCUGCAGAAAGUGCAGCCGCCUGCCCCACUACUCCCUUCUGUGAAGGUGCAGUCCCAGCCCCCGCCACCCCUGCCACCGCAGCAGCACCCACCACCCCCACGGCCUGUGCACCUACAAUUCCCCGCCCAUAUCCAGCAGCCCCCGCCCCCCCCCGGCCAGCAGCCCCCCCACCCAGCCCCAGGCCAACAGCCACCCCCACCGCCUCCCGCCAAACCGCAGCAGGUCAUCCAGCACCACCCCUCGCCUCGGCACCACAAGUCGGACCCCUACGCCACAGGUCACCUCCGCGAAGCCCCCUCCCCGCUUAUGAUACAUUCCCCCCAGAUGCCACCGUUCCCGAGCCUGACCCACCAGUCUCCGCCCCAGCAGACCGUGCAGCCUAAGAAGCAGGAGCUGCGUGCCGGCACUGUGGUCCAGCCCCAACCCCUGGUGGUGGUGAAGGAGGAGAAGAUGCACUCGCCUAUUGUCCGCAGCGAGCCCUUCAGCCCCGCGCUGCGGCCAGAACCUCCCAAGCACCCAGAGAGCAUCAAGGCACCAGGCCACCUGCCCCAGCGGCCAGAGCUGAAGCCUGUGGACCCUGGGAGGCCUGUGGCCCGGCCCCCUGAGCAGAACGCACCCCCACCAGGGGCUUCUGACAAGGACAAGCAGAAACAAGAGCCUAAGACACCAGUCGCUCCCAAAAAGGACCUGAAAAUUAAGAACAUGGGUUCCUGGGCCAGCCUGGUUCAGAAGCAUCCAACCACCCCAUCCUCCACGGCCAAGUCUUCAAGCGACAGCUUUGAGCAGUUCCGCCGUGCUGCACGGGAGAAGGAGGAGCGUGAGAAGGCCCUGAAGGCCCAGGCAGAACAUGCGGAGAAGGAGAAGGAGCGCCUGCGGCAGGAGCGCAUGAGGAGUCGCGAGGACGAGGAUGCACUGGAGCAGGCCCGACGUGCCCAUGAGGAGGCGCGCCGGCGCCAGGAGCAGCAGCAGCAGCAGCGGCAAGAGCAGCAGCAGCAGCAGCAGGCAGCCGCUGUGGCCGCCACCGCCCCUCAGGCCCAGAGCUCCCAGCCCCAGUCCAUGCUGGACCAGCAACGGGAGCUGGCCCGAAAGCGUGAGCAGGAGCGGAGGCGCCGGGAAGCGAUGGCAGCUACCAUUGACAUGAACUUCCAGAGUGAUCUAUUGUCAAUAUUUGAGGAAAAUCUUUUCUGA
Molecule: messenger RNA, 4012 nt
Organism: Orycteropus afer afer
Lineage: Eukaryota; Metazoa; Chordata; Mammalia; Tubulidentata; Orycteropodidae
Gene: BRD4
Product: bromodomain containing 4
Biological process (GO): positive regulation of transcription elongation by RNA polymerase II; chromatin remodeling
Cellular component (GO): nucleus; chromatin
Source: RefSeq, a predicted model, not a curated record